AUUGGAUCUUGAUCUCAUAUUCAGCUUUGUUGUGGUCUGAAACAUCAACGGUCUUCACUUGAGGUCUAGAUAUGAAACCCUUUUUAGUUCUCUGCAAAAUAACUUUCCCACCAAGACUAAUCUACCCACUGUACUAUAGUUAGCUGCAACUUUACACUGUCCACUGUUGAGUGUUGACGUUUAGCAAUCCUCCUCAAAUCCUUCAUUCAGGAUUGGAUUUGGAGCUCCUCGACUGAAUCUUUUCUGGGUUUAAUCUAGUUUUUUUUUUUCGGUUUCUUUCAGUAACAAUUUUGUUUCCCAUUCGUCUUGUAAAGGGAAGAACCCCUCUUGAAGUGCCAAGAGAUAAGGGGUUUUCAUUAGAGUUUGAGAUUUCUGAGUUGUUCCCUUUGUUCUGCUAAGUAUACUGUUGGAGAUCCAAGGUGGUUAAUAAUUUACAGAUUUAGAUUUGUGAUCUGUGAUGCAUAUCUGUUCCAGCUAGCUUCAAUCUAUACUGUACUUAUACACAGUUCAUUACAAAUCUAGUGGGGGAACGGAUUUUACUGUUCAGAGUUCCUGGGUAUAUCAGAAGGCAGGAGAGAGAAUGAGGUUUGCAGAGGAUAAGGGUUGUUGUAAUUAUAGAGAAACAAAGGAGAUUUCAAGCAGUACUGCUAUUAGUUUGGAGUUCCACAAAGGAAAUGGUACCAUUCAGGGUUCUCAUUAUCGGAUGGCAUUGGGGAAACAGAUCCCAUCAAAAUGGGAUGAUGCACAGAAAUGGCUUGUUGGAUUGUCAAGGAGAGGGGAUCGAAAUCGUUCCAAGUCCAAACCUCGAAAAUCAAAUGCAGAUGACCGGAGAUUAAUCAGCCCUGUUCUGCAAAUGAAGAAUGAUUCUUAUAGUGGCAGAGAUGAAGUGGGUGAAGAUGAAAUCCCAUGCCCUACAAGUUCUGUUCAAGAUGAAGGAGAGAUAAAGAAGGUGGACAAGCUUUCUGAAGACUCUUCAUCAGCCAUUAGAUCUGUUUGUGUGAGAGACAUGGGAACAGAGAUGACUCCCAUUGCAAGUCAAGAGCCUUCAAGGGCAGCUACGCCCCUUAGAACCACAACACCUGAAGCCAGGAGCCCCAUCUCUUCUAGAUCAUCAAACCCAGGAAGUAGCCAUGCGCAGGGCCCUGAGAACUACCAAACAGAUCUCACAUUAUUGAAGAGAAGAAAUGAAGCUGUGGCUUUUGGCAGGGUAGAGGGUGAGACCAGGUGGUGUAACCGAGAGGAAGAAGAAUCCAAUGCUUGCAAGAUAUAUGAGCACAAGAACAAUGAGCAAGCAAGGAAGCCCAAUCCUUUACAGAACCAGGCCAUGGCUUGGGAUGAAGCUGAGCAAGCAAAAUACAUGGCAAGGUAUAAGCGUCAAGAGGUGAAGAUACAGGCUUGGGAAAACCAUGAGAUGCGGAAAGCAGAAAUGAAAAUGAGGAGGAUGGAGGUGAAAGCUGAAAGGUUGAGAUCUCGAGCACAAGAGAAGUUGGGAAACAAGCUUGUGGCAACACGUCGAAUAGCUGAAGAAAAACGGGAAAAUGCUGAGGCUAAACUGAAUGAGCAAUCUGUAAGGGCUUCUGAGAAGGCAGACUACAUAAGAAGGACUGGUCAUUUACCCUCAUCCUACUCCUUCAAGCUGCCUUUGCUAUGCUGGGAUCAGUUCCCCGUGAAAGUUUAAAUCAGCUCCUUUUGUUUCCACAAAUGCCUCUAUGCUGCCAUCAAGAGUGUUUAGAGAGACAUUUAUGAAAGAAAAAGAACACAUGUCACAACAAAACGUUAUGUAAAGGGUCUGUUACACUCCGCCUAGGGGAGUUGACCCGGGCUAGCCAAAUCCUACAAAAACUUGAGCUUUAUUUCCCUUUGACUUUUUGGCAGUUGUUGAACUCACCUCUCCAAAUUUUAUAACAACACUUGGAGUUUAUUUAUAUUGAUCUAGAAUUUAACUAUACUUAGGUAAUGAUAUUGACACAUCCACCUACAAUGGCCCCAACCAGUAAGGGUGUCUUGGAACCCAACUCCCAAUAAGUGUUAUAUACAUUAUGAUAUACAGAAGACUAUAGGUUCUCUAGACUCAACCCCCCACCCCAAACCACCCUAGAGAGGAAUGUCUUGGUGGGGUGGCUGUUUCUACUCUUUGUGGGGUUGAUAUAGCCUAUCCAACUACCAGAAAAAAAAAAGCAAUACAACAGAAGGAAAACACUUCAUUUAUGUACUCAUUUGAGAGGCUUCACUGUUCAGUGAAUUAUACUCUUAAGGAAGGAGCUAAGUAAUUUCGACAGAUCGACUUGAUUUGUAUAGAACAAUCGAAUCCCAUCUAUCUGGAUCUGAGGAACGAGCUCAAUCAGAUUAAGAAAGAAGAUCGAAAGCGCUUAGGAGGUAUAGGAACAGUGAUUCCAAGAGCGGAAUGAGAAUGAAUACCACACAGAAGAGUCAAGAUUGGCCGGCUCCUUGGAAAUAUUUACCUGAUUCAUUCCGGAUCAAAGGGUGGUUGUUGAAAGACGCAUUUAUUCUGAAAGAUCCAAGUGAAAUACAUAGUGAGCAGCAAUAGACGAAACUCGAUGUAAACCAUGAAUAGGUAAAGAUGUCCACAGGCAUUUGUGUGCAAUCCGAGUGGUCCUACAACCCAAAUAUGCUUAGAAUAUGAACAUGCAAAAAACAAAUGCCAUAUAGUUUCGAGAUCAUUUUAACAAAUAGGGCAUUAAGCAAUUACAUUAGCAAACCUACACAAUUUAACUCUUGUAAGAAAAGCAUCUAUGAGAACUUUCCAACGAGAAUUUUCAAAGCGAUGAUAAGAAACUUCUUCCCAUGACGAUGGUAAGAAACUUCUGUAGCAGUUCUUGUAGUAAGGAUGCCAUUUGGUGAAAAGGACAAUACCACUUACUAGCAAUAUGAGUAUCAACAGAUUGAACAUUGGAAAUUAUCAUAACAACCUUGCAAAAUAAAAAUUUACCUUAACAACAAAAUGGUUUUGCAAGGGAAGAACAUUCCAAUGGAUCCCUCGAAAAUGCAAAAUUUGAUCAUGGAGAAAUUUGUACAAUUCAAAAGUAAACUUGUAUUGUUUCCAUCCAUGGCAAUUCAGAUAGAAUUGGCCAGAAUCGAUCCCAAGAACCCUAUAAUCAGCCGUCAGAUAAAAAAAAAACACAUCGUGCUCCUAGACAAAGAACCACUUUCCAUAAUAUUAUGGGCUAGAGAUCGCAAACUGUGGUCAUGUACGUGUGCUGGGCACAACAUGGAGGGAAUUAUUUAUUGAAAAAAAUUGCCUAGAUCUAUUAGAUAAGACAAUUAGUAACAUUUUUCUCGUAAACCUACAUUUUUUUAGUAAUUAUUGUUUUAAUCUAGUAGAUCUAGGAAACUGCUUCCUUUUAUUUUAUGGGGUAGGGUAGUAAUUUUGUAUGCUCCUGUGUCUAGGUGUAGGAGCCACAUGACCAAGCAGUGUUCUUUUUCCUUAAAUAAUGUCUGAUUGUGUGGCUCUUGCACUUAAACACAAGCAAGCGAAAUUACCAAAAUUUCAUUCAUGUUCAUCCUCCUAUGUGUUCUCAUUGACCUGUGUUGAUGAAUGGGCCACGUUACCAGGCAGCGAUCUAAUCAUUUAUGCAAGUGAUAAAAUACAAGACAUCAUAGCCCAACAAUAGACGUAGUCUGAAAAAAGUUUGGAACUGACCUGUUCCAUAGAGUAAUCCACCAAAAUGAGUAUACUACAUGAGUUAUUGACAAGAAGAUUUGAUGAUGAUGUCUUGCAUGAAGAACAGAUGAACCCAGAUGUCAUGAAGAUACUUGAAACCCUCUCCAUUUCCAUAUAAUACUGUUAAGAUUACUGUCCUCACAACAACUUCCUUGACAUCAUCCACAAUUAAUUUGAAUCCUUCAAGAUGAUAAUAUAACGGAAGGUUUGAAGUAUCUGCAUGACAACUGGGUAGACUCUGAUGUUGAGGUGCUUCCAGUUCCAAACGCCUCUCUCUCUCUCUCUCUCUCAGAAUCGAUCGGGCUUGAUAGGUUUCGGUCGGUUCUAAUCGAUUUCCACUGAUUUAUGGUCUCUCAUUAUGUCUCGUUUCUAUUUCAUUAGUUGGUUAUCGGACUCUGAAUUGGGGAAAAAAGUACUCGAAACGAUGAUAAGAACAACAGAAGAUACAUAGAUCUAAUCGAAUUCAUCUCUGAAAAACUUAAAAGUUCGGAAAGAUCGAUUCCAAAACCCUAGAAAACCAAGAACAAGGGAAAUCCAAAUCGAUUGAUAAUGGAAGAUAGAACCAAGAUAAACGAUCCAAGGAGAGUGUUGAGGUGCUUUCUAGAAUCUACGCUGGGAAAGAAAUUGAAUCCUUGAUGAUGAUAUAAUAUAAUGGAGGGUCUCAAGUAUCUUCAUGACAACUGGAUGGACUCUGAUAUUGUUGAGGGGCUUCCAGUUCUAGAGAGGUACUCGUUGGAAUGGCAGGGUUGAGGGUUCUUUCUCCAUUGUAAUAUAUACUAAUAGCUUAGCGUAUCGGUUACUGCCGAGUGCCGGUAGGGGUUGUUAUUUUGUUUGAUCGAUCCGGCGUGGUCAGUUUUGGUCAGUUUUGGUUGUUACUUUGGUUUCUAUUCAAUUCAAGAUACGAAAUCUGAAAAUCAAAACCGAACCAUGUAUGGAAACUCAGGUCAGUAUCAGUCAAUUUCAACCUAAUCGGAUCAGUAUCCCUUGAGACCGAUAUGAUUCUAAUCCACUGGUCUGGUAGGAGAGAGUGACAGAGCAAAGGAUGAAAAGGUAAUAAUAUUUUUUUUCUUUUCCUGAAAAAAAGGUAAAUUCGUCCAAUCUAGAGUGAUCCAAUGACUGAUCCAAGAUUACAAACCUUGAACUGAACUGAAACCGAAUAGAUAUUUAUUUUCUAAUUAAAAUGAAAACCAAAUUAACGGUUUUGGUUGCAGUUCCUGAUUUAGUUCACUAUUCCAUUUUGACCAAAUUUGAAUUUUGUUUGGACCCUAUGUUAGCUGUUUGGGUCACAUUUUACAUCUUCAAUAAUAAAAAAAACCCUAAUUUAUUGCUAGUCAUAAUUUACUAUUUUUUUUUCAAAAAAAAAAAAAAAAAAGGAAUUUGUUAUCCACAUUAAUUAAAACAUUAUAAAAAGAAAAAGAAAAAAGAGAACGCUUCUUAAUCUCAGGGUCAAUGAGGGAACAUAUAUUAAUGUAAAUAGGGGUGGAGGUGUCAUUUGCCUGGGCAGUUAGGAAAUGUUUAUAUUCCAAAAAAAAAAAAAAAAAGAUUUAUUCGAUUCCCCAUUUGAUUAUAAAUAUGGGCAAUUCAUUUCGGUUCAACAGUUUCAAUCAUAAAACCUAAACCGGAACCAAAAAAAAAUUUAAAAUCAAAAUGAG
Messenger RNA from Macadamia integrifolia, 5334 nucleotides. RefSeq lists its product as uncharacterized. The coding region runs from base 581 to 1678 and encodes 365 amino acids. Lineage: Eukaryota; Viridiplantae; Streptophyta; Magnoliopsida; Proteales; Proteaceae. The record is from RefSeq and is a predicted model, not a curated record. The transcript is spliced from 4 exons.